Molecule: messenger RNA, 4252 nt
Organism: Lepisosteus oculatus (spotted gar)
Lineage: Eukaryota; Metazoa; Chordata; Actinopteri; Semionotiformes; Lepisosteidae
Gene: stim2b
Product: stromal interaction molecule 2b
Biological process (GO): activation of store-operated calcium channel activity; intracellular calcium ion homeostasis; store-operated calcium entry
Cellular component (GO): plasma membrane; endoplasmic reticulum
Molecular function (GO): calcium channel regulator activity; calcium ion binding; protein binding
Source: RefSeq, a predicted model, not a curated record
GUUCCGCGAUUCAUCGGUAUACAGUAUAUGCUAGAAAGGGCUGUUACAAAUGCACCCGUGAGUGAUAAAAUUGUGAAAUGUAAACGCAAUGCUUUUAAGAAUAUUGCUCAGAUUUACAUAAUAAUGCAGUUUUUUUCGACAUGCUAUGAUUCCUCCUGUGUUUUUUUGGCUCAGAAAACAACUACUUUGCAGCACAGUCUGCAUAAUGUUGUUUCGAUUUGUAAGAAUUAUAAGUAUCAAUAGCAAUUAUUAAAAGCUUUUUAAUAAAUAGACUGCCACAUGGGGCAGAAUAAAUUCUUGCUGCUGAUGUCAAGAUGAUUUGCAUAUUGACUUCCGCCUCACAAUCUUCGUUCUGCAUCAGACAGCCUACAGCAAAGACUCGAGAGGGGCAGAUGGGACACCUGAAGACGUGAAAUUAUAACAAACUUUCUGUCUCAAAAGUGGUUGGAGGUUUUGGACGUCUGCGUUUAGACACGGACUUAUGUUUAUCGAAGGUUUGAUUCAGGAUUAGUGAAGCAAUUGCGUUUUCCUGGUCUGUUUGCAGAGGAUCCGGUAUAAUCAUUUAACUGAGGAGGCGGAUCUGUAUCCUACUCUGUGUUCAAUAUGCUAAAAACACCACGGAGCUUUGCAUACUGUUUGUGGAAAUACCAAGACUAUUUUGUCUUAAUAAAGUCAUAAGGAUAAGGAAUCUACACUGUCAGCUCGCUGGAUCUAUCAACGUUUUGACAGCAAGGAUCCGUUUUUAUUUAUUUUUAGACUUCUAUUCCACAUUUUUGUACUUUUAAGUUAAGAACCACCGCUCAAGUUUGUCUGAUAGUCCUCGAUCGUUUCAUAGUAUCACUGACGAUAGUAAUUGAAGAAAACCAUUUCACGUUUUUGAAGUACGCCACUGGAAUAAUAUAACCUCUUUUGUUCAUUUGUGUUUUCAAAGUCUUAUUUUUCUUUGCCGUUCCGAUCACAAAACAUAUUUUUUAUUUGAUAUUAAAAAGAUGUUUACAUUUAACACUCUUAACUUUUCAUAUAGGGUGUUUGUUUUCUUAUCAGCAUGAUCUGGUAUUUUUUGUCAGCUAUACUGCGACCAUUUGAAACCAAUACAUUUUAUGUAACGCAUCUGGUGUGAAUUACCUUCCAUCUAGCUAUUUGAUUCAUACUAAUUCUACUGAAGCAGCAUUCGGUGAGCAUAUACGGUUUCUUGACCCUGCGGAUUCACCGCUGAUACAUUGCGUAGUAACAAAUUUUCCCUCCCCAGAGGAACGGAUUUUCAAGCUAUUUCUUCACAAUGAGUUACUUCUCUCAGACUAAAGCUCUACUGUUACGUGGGCUCAUCAUUUCUGCAGUAUUUGGAUCAGCUGUUUACUGUAAUGAUCAGACCAAACGAGUUUCAUUUGACGGCGCGGCUGCUGUUACAGAUCCGUGCCUUACCGUGACACCACCGUGUAUGAGUGAAGAAGACAGAUUAAGUUUGGAAGCACUGCGGCAUAUUCAUAAAGAGCUUGAUGAUGACAAAGAUGGGGGCAUCGAAGUAAAUGAAAGCGUUGAGUUCAUAAUUGAAGAUAUGAAGCAGCAGCAAACUAACAAACACAGUAAUCUGCACAGAGAAGAUCAGCAUAUCACAAUUGAAGAGCUGUGGAAAUGCUGGAAAUCAUCAGAAGUGCACAACUGGACAUUGGCAGAAACAAGGCAGUGGCUGAUUGACUUUGUUGAAUUGCCCCAGUAUGAAAAAUAUUUUAAGGAGUAUAAAGUAAAUGGUAAAACCCUACCCCGAAUUGCAGCUAAUGAACCUUCACUUAUGACAUCUCAGCUAAAAAUUUUGGAUCAACGGCACAGGCAGAAACUAAUUCUGAAGGCCCUAGAUGCUGUGUUGUUUGGACCUCCCAUACGCCCACCACAUAACUGGAUGAAAGAUUUUAUCCUGAUGAUUUCGAUUAUCAUUGGUGUUGGCGGGUGCUGGUUUGCUUAUGUUCAGAACAAAACCUCUAAAGAGCACAUUGCAAAGAUGAUGAAAGAUUUAGAGAGCCUGCAAAGUGCAGAGCAGAGCUUGCAAGAACUUCAGGAACGGCUUGAAAAAGCUCAGGAGGAAAACCGAAACGUUGCGGUGGAAAAGAUGAAUUUAGAGCAGAAAAUGAAAAAUGAGAUUAAUGAUGCCAAAAAGGAGGCACAUCGCCUGCGAGAGCUGAGGGAGGGCGCCGAGUGUGAGCUGAGUCGGCUCAAGUAUGCAGAAGAGGAGCUGGUCCAGGUACGCAUGGCAUUAAAAAAAGCAGAGAAAGAGUAUGAAAUGCAAGGAGAUUGGUCAGUCCCUGAGUCACUGCAGAAAUGGCUGCAGUUAACACAUGAGGUGGAAGUGCAGUACUACAAUAUCAAGAAACAGAAUGCCGAGCUGCAGCUAUCAGUUGCCAAGGAUGAGGCAGAAAAAAUUAAAAAGAAGAGAAGUUCAGUCUUUGGGACACUGCAUGUAGCCCACAGUUCUUCCCUGGAUGAGGUGGAUCACAAGAUCCUAGAAGCAAAAAAAGCUCUCUCCGAGGUGACAGCCUGUCUGAGGGAGCGCCUUCACCGCUGGCAACAGAUUGAGAAGCUGUGUGGCUUUCCUGUGGUUCACAAUUCAGGGUUGCCCAAUCUGACAGCAACACUCUACUCCGAUCACAGCUGGGUGGUCAUGCCCAGGGUCUCUGUGCCACCUUAUCCUAUUGCUGGUGGGGUGGAUGACCUAGAUGAAGACACCCCUCCAAUCAUUCCACAGUUUCCAACACCACUAUUAAAGGCUGGAUCUUUAGCUAGAAGUAGUAGCCUGUGUCGCUCUCGGCGGAGUGUGAUGAGUUCAGCUCCACAGCCCAUCCUGCUCUCCGCAGACCCUGACCUUCUGUCUAUGGCCAGCAGCCCUCUAACACAGCAUAUAGAAGAAGAGGAGGACCCCAUCUACUUCAGCGCGGAGAAAAAAAUCGAUCUUCAGGACACAUGCUCAGACUGUGAUUCUUUAAACUCCUCCCUGGGAAGAAAGCAGUUUGCUAAUUCAGAAGUGCCAGAAACUCCCUCAAGGAAAAUCUCCAGGGAUGAAUUAUUCGAUCAGGAACUGUGUGCAGCAGAUUCAUCAACAUCCUCUGAUCAGCAGAAAGGUUCUCCUGACUUGAUGGCUGUUACAGAAUCGCAAAGCAUGGUCUUUAGUCCUGUCAGCAAGAUGGUUUACAAUGGUAUCUUAGAAAAGUCCUAUAGUAUGGGCCAGUUGCCCAGUUCAGUGCCAGUCUUAGAAAACCGUUAUCCUUCUCUUACUUCACUAGAUAUUGAGGGCAGAGGAGCAAAGGAACAGAAGAUGCACAGCAUGGCCCAAGACUCCUGUGAGAAUGGCGACAAGGUGAAGAAGCCUUCCAAGUUAAAAAGUUUAUUUAAGAAGAAAAAAUAAAGGAAAGGAAGUAUUAAGAGGAUUGUCAUCGAGCCAAAACAUGAUUAAGACUUUUUUAAAGGAUUGUAACUAUCUGAAUUCCCCAGAAAGGAAGCCUUUUGGAAUGCCUCUUUAUUGAGUCGUAGCCUCAUAGUAACAAACAGAGGUUAAAGGUUAUCCAACACCUAGAAAUCAAUGAAGAGUGUGGACUGUUUACUGUCAAUUUUGCUUAUUUAUUGUUUUUUUCUAGGUACCAGUAGAUACAAAAGCCACUUUUUAGAAUUCUGGUCUUUAAGCUUUAACAGAGUUCUUGUUUACUGAAGCUAAAAAGCUGACAUAUUGGACUAACGAACCUGCAAGAAUUAUCCUGCUAAUGUUUGUUGCACUACCACUUUCCAAUCAGGGAAAGUGCCUCUGCUUGCGGGAUUAACAAUAAGAUUUCUAGAAGUACAGAGGAAAAUAUAAAGUUUUUACAUAUAACGUUCUAUUAGAGGUUUUUAAAUAGAAAUAGAAUUUCUAUUGGUUGGGUUUCAUGAGGAGAGACUGGUUUUUAUCAAAAUAGAAAUUAUAGUUUAUCCCUUUUAUGUGCUUUAGACAAUAAGGGCUCUGGAAUAAAAUAAUUUUAAUUUCCAGGGCUGGGUUCUCACUGUGAUUUAACUUCUUCUACAACUGUCCCAUCCCAAGUGAAUAGCUGACAAAAGAAUACUGUUUUACUGCUUUGAUUCUACAGGUGGUGGAAUUGCAGCCUGACAGGUGUUUUUUUUAAGUCAUCAUUGACUUGCUAAGCAAAAAAAAGAAUUGUUUAAGAAGUUUAAGGUUUUUCAAACAUUUGGUGUGUGAAUCUUUGUACUGUAGAAUAAAUGACUAAAUUGAAGACAA